Petromyzon marinus (sea lamprey) is the source of this 2636-nucleotide messenger RNA. It is a transcript of the gene SVOP, whose product is annotated as SV2 related protein. NCBI's taxonomy places the organism in Eukaryota, Metazoa, Chordata, Hyperoartia, Petromyzontiformes, Petromyzontidae. Gene Ontology annotation, molecular function: transmembrane transporter activity. Gene Ontology annotation, biological process: transmembrane transport. Gene Ontology annotation, cellular component: membrane. The record is from RefSeq and is a predicted model, not a curated record.
ACCGGUGGUGUCGACCGCGCGCGGCUCUCCGAAUCGCGGCGUCUCGCGAUGCGGGGCCGCUGUCCGUGGUGCUGAACCAGCCGCCGCCGCCGCCGCCGCGGCUGCUCCUGCUGCUGCUGCAACAGCUGAUCCUCAAACCCGCUCCUGCUGCUGAUUCUGCUGCUGCUGAUUCUGCGGCUGAUUCUAAUUUUGCGGCAGGAACCGAAGCAGCGGGGGACCCUCGAGGCAGACGUCUCCCUCCUGCCUCCCUCGCUCACCGCCCCCCCCCACCCCCCUUGGUGCUAAAGAGCCCGUGGCUCCGUGCGCCCCCGCGUCUCCGACAAUGAGGCACCACUGCGCCCAGGCCUGAAGAUGGAGGACGACUUCUUUCAGCUCAAGCAGCUGCCGGUGGUGAAGUUCCGGCGCACGGGGGAGAGCGAAUUCUCGAUCGAGGACGAGGUGGAGAUCGAGGGCUUGGGAGAUGGACUCGAACCCGUGGAGCUAGGGGCCGGGGCCAGCGUGCCCAAGGAGUUUGCCAAUCCCACCGAUGAUGUGUUCACCGUGGAAGAUGCCGUGGAGGCCAUCGGCUUCGGCAAGUUCCAGUGGAAGCUGUCCGUGGUCACCGGCCUGGCCUGGAUGGCGGACGCGAUGGAGAUGAUGAUUCUCUCCAUCCUGGCGCCGCAGCUGCACUGCGAGUGGCAGCUGCAAAGCUGGCAGGUGGCGCUCAUCACGUCGGUGGUGUUCAUCGGGAUGAUGCUGAGCUCGUCGCUGUGGGGGAACUUCUCGGACCAGUACGGCCGCAAAAUGGGCCUGAAGCUGAGCGUGCUGUGGGCGCUCUACUACGGGAUACUGAGCGCGCUGGCGCCCGUCUACGGCUGGAUCCUGCUGCUGCGCGGCCUCGUCGGCUUCGGCAUCGGAGGGAUUCCUCAGUCGGUCACACUGUAUGCGGAGUUUCUCCCCAUGAAGGCACGGGCUAAGUGCAUCGUCCUCAUCGAGGUCUUCUGGGCCGUGGGCACGGUGGCCGAGGUGCUGCUGGCGAUCGUGGUGAUGCCGACGCUGGGCUGGCGCUGGCUGCUGGGCCUCUCCGCCAUCCCCCUCGUCGUCUUCGCCGUCUUCUCCUUCUGGCUGCCGGAGAGUGCACGCUACGACGUGCUGACGGGCAACACGGACAAGGCUCAUGCGACGCUCAAGCGCAUCGCCACCGAGAACGGGGUGCCCAUGCCCCUCGGCAAACUCACCUCGUCGCAGCAGGAGAAGAGGGGGCGGUUCCAGGACCUCUUCACGCCGCAGCUCAGAGUCACCACCCUGUUGCUGUGGUUCAUCUGGUUCUGCAACGCGUUCUCCUACUACGGCCUGGUGCUGCUCACCACGGAGCUCUUCCAAGCCGGCGACGUCUGCCAUGCGCACACGGAGGGCGACAAGAUGACUCCACACUGUAGCCUCGAGUGUAAAUACCUGAGCAGCACCGACUACCUGGACCUGCUGUGGACCACGCUUGCCGAGUUCCCCGGUGUUCUCAUCACGCUCUGGUUCAUCGAUCUGCUCGGCCGCAGGAAGACCAUGGCGCUGUCGUUCUUCGUCUUCUCAUUGUUCGUCUUCUUGCUCUUCACCUGCGUGAGCAGGACCGCGCUCACGGUCUUCAUCUUCAUCGCGAGGGCCUUCAUCUCGGGUGGAUUCCAAGCCGCCUACGUCUACACUCCCGAGGUUUACCCGACCACGUCGCGGGCGCUGGGCCUGGGCACGUGCAGCGGCCUGGCGCGCGUGGGCGCCCUCGUGACGCCCUUCAUCGCACAGGUGAUGCUGGCGAAGUCGGUCUACCUGUCGGUGUCGGUGUACGGCUCCGUGUGCCUCCUGGCCACGGUGGCGUCGCUGCUGCUCCCCAUCGAGACCAAGGGCCGGGGCCUGGUGGACGCGGCGGGGCCGGGGCCCUGGGGCCAGGAGAUGGAGGGCCGCGUGACCGGCGACGGCUCUCCCAGCGCCGCCUCCGACUGAUCGCGCCGCCCGGCUCGCCGGAGCCGCCGGGGGUCACCGGGGCCGCCGGGCAACGGCGCGGGAGCGGUGGCCCGCCACGGCGCCGUCUUCGCGCGGCGCCGAGCGGUCUCGGCUCGUUCGCUCGGCGUCGAUGGCCGGCGAGCGCCGGUGGAGCGCGGUGGGCGGGGAGCGAUCGACCCCCGCCCCCCGUGUACAGCGUGAAGUGGGUCGUGCCUUUACCGCCCCCAUCCCACCCCGUGAGCCCCCCCCCCAUACCCCUCGUGACCCCCCACAACGACCCUCCUUGUGCGUGCGGCUUACGGUGACGCCGUCCCCUUAGAGUCGAGGUGAAUGUGGUUGUGUUUAACGCGGGGUUGGGGUCGUGGCUUUGGCCGGAGCGGGGUUUGGGUCUCCGCGGUCCGGGCUGUCGGCGGUGGCGGUGGUGCCGGUUCCCCGUGCCGUGGUGCCGUGCACACCGGGUCGCUGGCCGCUGCAGCAGCCGGAGUUCGCGCUGGAGCCGCCCUAACCUGAGUUCGACUCCAGGUUGACUCAUCUUGCGGCACCCAGCACCAGCCACUUGUGACAUCGUCAACUGGGCUGGAGAGUGGUUGAUGUGGGUGGUUGGUGGGAAUGUGGUUGGUGGAGGUGGUUGUUUGGGUGGUUGGUGGGAAUGUGGUUGGUGGAGG